This is a messenger RNA of Hemicordylus capensis (graceful crag lizard), 1756 nucleotides long. It is a transcript of the gene HMGB3, whose product is annotated as high mobility group box 3. The record is from RefSeq and is a predicted model, not a curated record. NCBI's taxonomy places the organism in Eukaryota, Metazoa, Chordata, Lepidosauria, Squamata, Cordylidae. Gene Ontology annotation, biological process: regulation of transcription by RNA polymerase II. The coding region runs from base 166 to 783 and encodes 205 amino acids. Gene Ontology annotation, molecular function: DNA binding, bending. The transcript has 5 exons. Gene Ontology annotation, cellular component: nucleus.
UUGUUUUAAACGGCAGAGCCCCGCAGCCAAUCAGGCCGCUCUCGUAGGCAGCCAACGCGAGGCUCAGCCCCAGCCAGCGCUGAGUCUUAGCGCGUCGUGUGUGCGCCCUGCUCGCUUCUCUUGCUUAUCGCCUAGGCUUAAAGCGAACAAUACAGAGAGUAAAAAAUGGCUAAAGGUGACCCGAAGAAGCCGAAAGGCAAGAUGUCUGCUUAUGCCUUCUUUGUGCAGACUUGCCGUGAGGAACACAAGAAAAAGAACCCAGAAGUUCCUGUCAACUUUGCAGAAUUCUCCAAGAAGUGCUCAGAGAGGUGGAAGACCAUGUCGAGCAAAGAGAAGGGUAAAUUUGAUGAGAUGGCUAAAGCUGACAAAGUACGGUAUGAUAGAGAAAUGAAGGAUUAUGGACCAGCUAAGGGUGGCAAGAAGAAGAAGGACCCCAAUGCUCCCAAACGGCCACCGUCUGGAUUCUUCCUCUUCUGCUCAGAGUUCCGUCCCAAGAUAAAGUCCACCAAUCCUGGCAUCUCCAUUGGAGAUGUGGCAAAAAAACUGGGUGAAAUGUGGAACAACCUCAGUGAUGGGGAGAAGCAGCCUUAUAACAACAAGGCUGCGAAACUGAAGGAGAAAUAUGAGAAGGAUGUUGCAGACUACAAGUCUAAAGGCAAGUUUGACGGCGCAAAGAGUGCAGCAGCUAAGGCGGCUGCUGCAGCUCGGAAAAAGGUAGAGGAGGAGGAGGAGGACGAGGACGACGAUGAGGAGGAGGAAGAUGAAGAGGAGGAUGAUGAAUGAGAAACUGUAUAAUAUUUGUCUCCAUGUGAAUAUCAUAGAGUAGGGGAAACACCAUUUGGAAAAGAUAAUAAACUGCACCUCUUAUUUGAGAGGGUGUCUUAUUUGUCCUUAUUAGGUUUAAUGACACAAUUUGGAUUUUGACCACACCAUAGCUUCUUUGAAAAUUUAAAACAAAGUGCUCUAAGAAAAUACAGAAAGGAAAACAAACCAUCGUAACUGGUUUACAUGAAGUGGCCAUGGGUGUCUUUAGGUACCCUGAAACUGUAACAAAGUUGUACAUAUUUCCAAACAUUUUUAAAACAAAAAAAAAAAGUGGAAACAAGACGCUCUAGUGUUCUCCUCAACUCUGUGCACUUUCCUGUUGGUGUAACAAAGCAUUUAAAAAUGUUUCAAGCAUCUUAUUUUUUAAUUUGUAAGGUGGUGUUUAACUAUAUGGUUAUUGGCUAGAAAAUCCUGGGUUAUAAACUGUACAUAUCUAUAGUUUGUAAAAACUAGACAGAUUUUUGUGGUUCAUGCUUCGAGCGGUGAUCCUUCAGGGGAAGGCAAGUGACUUUUAAUAAAGCUGUAAUGCUUUUCCACAAGGGUGUCGCAUCUCAAAGCAUGCACUGCGAAAGUAGAUCUAUUUACACUACAGUGGGCGUCCAUUUAGCUUAAAGUUGUCUUUCUGUAUAUAGUGAAAUUAGCAUUCUGCAGCCAUUCUUAGUUGUGGAAGGGGGGUGGUUCAGCUGGCAUGAGAAAUUGUAUGGAAUCUUUUUUUUCCCUUUAGUUAAGUGGGGUAGUUUUUAAACAGAAACUGUAGGCCUCUUCAUUGUCUUCUUAAAAGUGAAGAGAUGGCGCAGAAGCAAGUUCAAAAACACUCUGUACUUAAAGAGAAACAAAAUUUGCAAAAAUGUUCUGUUUGGUUUUUUUGUAUGUUUAGAAUGCUGAAAUGUUUUUGAAGCAAAAAAUAAACAGUAUUACAUUUUUAAAACUU